This is a messenger RNA of Cheilinus undulatus (humphead wrasse), 2204 nucleotides long. RefSeq names its product adrenoceptor beta 1 (gene adrb1). Gene Ontology annotation, biological process: adenylate cyclase-activating adrenergic receptor signaling pathway; positive regulation of heart rate by epinephrine-norepinephrine; norepinephrine-epinephrine-mediated vasodilation involved in regulation of systemic arterial blood pressure. Lineage: Eukaryota; Metazoa; Chordata; Actinopteri; Labriformes; Labridae. The record is from RefSeq and is a predicted model, not a curated record. The transcript has a single exon. Bases 317 to 1507 code for a protein of 396 amino acids. Gene Ontology annotation, molecular function: beta1-adrenergic receptor activity. Gene Ontology annotation, cellular component: membrane.
GCCAAAGAGUUCUUUCAACUUUAAUUGUUAUUCAUGUUUAACUUGUAAAUCUUUGAAGUCCCAGGUGCAGUGUGCCUCAUCAGCUUCAUUGUUGGGACUUUGCUGAGCGGCGUUGAUUGGUCCUGAGAGCUCUGAUGUCACCGCCUGCUCUGAUGUCCCAGCCAGUGCAGCAGCUCGCGCAGGCUUAGACAGAGAUAGAGGAGCUCCAGGUGGAGUUGGAGCGCGAGAGCUGUGGCUCGUGCAGUCAGGAAAAAGGCUGCCUUGCACUUGCCUGGAUGAACCCGACCUGGUCCUACACCCAGCGCAGCAGCCCGUCAUGGGGGACGGUGGCGCGUCCUCUCCGGUGAACUUCCAGAAUGACUCGUUGGACGCGUUGGACGCACCGGACUCUGCUUCCUCCGCGUCCGAGCAGUGGAUGGUGGGGAUGAGCCUGGUGAUGGGUUUUAUCGUCCUGUUCAUCGUAUUUGGGAAUAUUCUAGUGAUUGUAGCCAUAGCCAGGACGCAGAGGCUGCAGACGCUCACUAAUGUCUUUAUUGUGUCUCUGGCGAGCGCGGACCUCAUCAUGGGACUGCUCGUGGUGCCGUUUGGCGCCGCGCUCGAGGUGCGCGGCUCGUGGCAGUACGGCUCCUUUUUCUGUGAGUUCUGGAUCUCUGUGGAUGUCCUCUGCGUCACAGCCAGCAUCGAGACCCUGUGCGUUAUCGCAAUAGACAGAUACGUGGCCAUCACGUCGCCUUUCCGCUACCAAUGCUUGUUAACCAAAGCUCGCGCCAAAGCGGUGGUGUGCAUAGUGUGGGCCAUUUCUGCGCUCGUGUCAUUUCUCCCCAUUCUCAUGCACUGGUCUCGGGACAGCGUGGACACAACCUGCUACGAGGACCCGGAAUGUUGCGACUUUGUCACGAACAGAGCUUACGCCAUCUCCUCAUCCAUCAUUUCGUUUUACAUUCCUCUUCUGGUCAUGAUUUUUGUUUACGCCCGCGUGUACAGGGAGGCGAAAAAGCAACUAAGGAAGAUUGACAAGUGCGAAGGCAGGUUUCACAACACCUUAACGGGACUGACCUCCAAGUGCAAGAAGAAGCCGUCUAAAAUCCUCGCGCUCAGGGAGCAGAAGGCGCUAAAAACCCUGGGCAUCAUUAUGGGGACGUUCACUCUGUGCUGGCUGCCUUUCUUUAUUGUGAACGUGGUGCGGGUGUUUAGCGCAGAGGUGGUGGACAAGAACCUUUUCGUGUUCUUAAACUGGUUGGGGUACGUGAACUCAGCCUUUAACCCCAUUAUAUACUGCCGAAGCCCGGACUUCAGGAAAGCGUUUAAGAGGCUGCUGUGCUGUCCGAGGCAGGCAGACCGCAGGCUGCACAUCAGCUCCUGCGACCUGUCCCGAUGCUCCGGCGGGUUCGUCACGGCUCUGGAGCCCGGGGCGCUGGGGAUGUGGUCGGACUGUGGAGUCUUGGACAACAGUGACAGCAGCCUGGUGGGGGGCGUAAAGCUAUCUAACCCUGAAUCACAGCUGUGAAGGAAAAAAAACAGAACUUUUUUUUUAAGGAUUACUGAAGGAAGGGGCGCGCGAGCCGUACCUUGUAGUUUUAUUGGUAUUAUUUUUGUCUUUUAUUUUUUAAAGCCAUAUUUAUUGAUAAGGAGUCGGACAAAUUGAUUUAAUCCCCCAAACUAGGCCAUUAGAUAUUCCAAAAUCUAAUUCAGCAGAAUUAUUAAACAGCCCAAAAUGGAUGGGCUUAAUGCACCAAAAGGACUCCUGCAGUUAGUUUUUCUUAAGUUCAUGCUGCAUUUAAAAGACAGUAUAUUUAAGCGAUUUAAGUAUCCUUAAACGAGCAAUUUCCCCUAAAAAUGACCCCUCAGGCGCACCGUAACAAACUAUUCUAUUUAUUUAUAAGCUUGGACGAGCGCGAGGCAUUUGUCAGUGUACUCCUGUAAUGUUAACUAAGUGUUUCACCGUUUUACCUCACGACCAUCGACAAGUGCAAUUCGUACGGCAGGUAUUUGUUUAUAUUAAACAUAAAUGUAAAAUAAAAAUGUAUUUAUUUCGCGCUCUCCUUUUACAAUCAAGAAAAGUGCGCGUGGGGCUGAUAUUCCUGCGCUCUUUGUACAUAUUUAAAACAAACAAACUGGUGUUUAGUACUGAAGUGAGGAUUUGAGCCUUUCUCUUUGUCUUUCUCAUUUUAGCUUUACAUGCUGUUGUCAGGUGGUGUGUUUAC